Messenger RNA from Suillus plorans, 807 nucleotides. RefSeq lists its product as uncharacterized. Lineage: Eukaryota; Fungi; Basidiomycota; Agaricomycetes; Boletales; Suillaceae. The record is from RefSeq and is a predicted model, not a curated record. The coding region runs from base 1 to 807 and encodes 268 amino acids. The transcript has 2 exons.
AUGCCGAUGAAUUUGGUGUCAACAUUGACAAUCAAAUGUUGGCUGCAGGGAGUAUCCGAACUGGCUCUAAUACUCAAGUCAGAGACUGCAGCUGCGCCACAGAAGGUUUCACGAAUGUACUAUCAAAACUUUGACACCAACAUUACUGCACGGUACCAUGUCAUUAUCGAAAAUUGGCCGCUAGUGAAAUUCUGCGCCCCCAGUGAUAUUAGCUCGCGCAAUGAGCUGUCCGUCCUGAAGUGUGCUUGGGAAUCCAAUGCUACUCAAUUCCGCCGCCUCACUGACACUGAAUUUGAACUUUGGGAGGAGGAUUGGUUCCAGGCAGCAUUAGCACUACAGAACGAAACCCCUGUGGAGGACACUCAACCAAGCGAGAGCUCUCCCAAGCCCCCUCUCAACUUGUCAUUGGUCACAACAAACACUACAUACCCUGACAACACUAUCCCACAGCCAGAUACCAACACUUGUCCUUCCGAUGCCAACAUUCAUUCUUCUGAUGCCAACACCCGUCCUUCUGAUGUCAGCACUCAUUCUUUUGGUGCCUCUCAACCUCAUAGAUGCAAACACAAGGCUCCAUCCACAGAGGUCCUAAACACUGUGUUCUCUGGCAGUGGUGACAGUAUCCCUAUCCAGAAAAAGGUUCGGAAAGAGAGAUCUGACAAAGGGAAGGCACGUGGACCACGAAAGAAGGCUACCACCAAAGCCAUGCAAGAAUCUGCGGCUGUUGUCAAUAACUCAAGCACUCCUGACAUCAAUUCUCCUCCUAGCACUGCAGCUCAUGUCAUGGGCACUGCAUCUGCAGAAUGA